Messenger RNA from Aricia agestis (brown argus), 1747 nucleotides. It is a transcript of the gene fne, whose product is annotated as ELAV-like protein 1. Gene Ontology annotation, cellular component: ribonucleoprotein complex. The coding region runs from base 185 to 1315 and encodes 376 amino acids. Lineage: Eukaryota; Metazoa; Arthropoda; Insecta; Lepidoptera; Lycaenidae. Gene Ontology annotation, molecular function: RNA binding. The transcript has a single exon. The record is from RefSeq and is a predicted model, not a curated record.
AUACCGACAAUGUGUCGUGUGAUGAACCUGUGAACCGGCGUUGCUGUUGGCGUAUUUUAUACGUUUUGGACUUUUGUGUUUUUCUUUGUUCAUUUCAUUUUACACAAAUGAAAUAAUUGACUUCCAACAGUGUGAGUUUCAUUAGUAUUUUGUUUUCCGUAGUGUAGUUCACAAUAAAGGAACAAUGUUAAAAAACGAGAUAAAUAUGGAGAAUGGCGGCGGCGACGCUAAUAAUUCCAAUGUGUCACCAACCAAACUCAUGGUCAACUAUAUUCCCGAGCUGAUGACACGGGACAUGAUGUACGCGCUCUUCUCCGCGAUGGGGAAGAUCGAGAGUUGCAAGCUGAUAGCGAACAGAGGGUACGGGUUCGUGGAAUACGAGAAACACGAGGACGCGGAGAAGGCCCGGACGGCGUUCAACGGCCUCCUCAUGCAGGGCAAGACCCUCAAGGUGUCCUUCGCGCUCCUCAACCCCGAGAACAAGAUCAGCCACAAGCCCAACAUCGACUCGAAUCUCUACAUAAGCAAUCUACCUCCAGACAUGACUAUCGACAGACUGAACGCUCUUUUUAACCAGUUCGGAAACAUCACGAACAGCAGAGUAUCACAGGGAAUCGGCUUCGUCUGCUACGAGAACCGCCAGCAAGCCGAGGAGGCGAUAAAUCGGAUGAACGGGCAGACGCCCAUCCCCGGCUCCGGUGCUAUAGUCGUUAAGUUCGCUAACAAACCUAGUGCUAACAAGAACGCUCCGAGACCCAUCCAGAGGGUCGGCAUGGGCCCGACGCCGCUGCCGUACAACGGCGCGGCGGUGUUUAACGGCGCGACGCCCGCCUUCAACGGGACGAACUUGAGCGCGGCUUUCGGCGCCCGGCCGGCUUUCGCGUCGGGUUUCCCCCAGGCCUCGCCGCCGCCGCUACUGCCGUCUCCCGGUAAGGCCUUGCCAUUCAUCAACAAGGGUCAGCAGCGAUUCAAUCCCAUGGCGGCGACUAACCAUACCCCAUUACCGUUGCUAGGCGCGCCCGCGAGCCCCGUGCCCCUGUUGGGCGCGGCCGCCCCGCACCAGACCACUGUGUAUGUGUACAACAUCGGCGAAGACACCGAGGAGUUGGCCCUGUGGCAACUCUUCGGCCCCUACGGUGCUAUCGAUUCCAUAAAAGUUAUUAAGGAUCCGGAGACAAAGAAAAACAAAGGUUUCGCUUUCGUCAACAUGAGAGAGUACGACGAGGCGGCGCUGGCCAUCCAGGCCCUAAACGGUUACACGCUCAAUGGACAGGUUCUGUUGGUUAGUUUUAAGACGCAAAAGAGAAAUAAUUAGUUUGAAAGGACGUUGUAAACGCCAACACUUGUGAUCAUUCAGGGGCCGAAAGCUUAAAGAUUUCAUUCCAAUCUCUAAAAUAUUUUUGUAGUGAAACGCGAGACGCGAGAUCCUCUAUGUGCAUUUCAGAUUAGUCACAUAAGUAUUUUUGUAAGUUUAGACUAGUUUUGUACUGGCGAGAGCACGACAUGACUAUCUGUGGUUGGCUUAGCUGUAUCCUAUAUGUGUACUUUAUUGUAUAUGGUAUUUUAUCGCUGGACUAUAUUGUAUGUUUUAUUAUGGUACUAUGUAUGCACCGGGAUAUGUAUAUGUGCCCGGGUGGGGCGGGCGUCCGCUUCUCCCCGCUCCGCCUCUACCCUCCAGGUAUUUUAUUUUGUGUAAACAGAUCACUGUAUGUUUUUUAAUCUUUAAUAAAUUUCAUGUUUAAAUAGA